Messenger RNA from Pneumocystis jirovecii RU7, 753 nucleotides. RefSeq lists its product as uncharacterized. Bases 1 to 753 code for a protein of 250 amino acids. NCBI's taxonomy places the organism in Eukaryota, Fungi, Ascomycota, Pneumocystomycetes, Pneumocystales, Pneumocystaceae. The transcript has a single exon. The record is from RefSeq and is a predicted model, not a curated record.
AUGAUAUCUUCUCAUUAUUUGAAGCACAAUGUAAAUACAGAGUGUUUUGCAGAACAAACAUGUAAAUCUCAAGAUUUACAAAAUAGAUUUAAUAAAAAAGGAUGGAUCAGAAAUUUGCUGAAAAAUAAGAAGAAUAAGGUUUCUAAUAAGGAGACUUAUGCCUCUGAAGAUAUUCUUCGUUUGAAGAAGUUUUCUGUUUUGGAUUUUUUUGCUAAAUCUUUCAAAAAAUCUCUUUUUUUUAUGAACAGGAUAUCAGGUUCAUCUUUUAAUAUUUCAACAGAUAUAGUGCGUUCUGAGUGUUCUGGGAUAAAGAAUGAGUUUUUUUUUUCUAAGAAAUUAAUGAAGGAUUACUUGUUUUUCUUAUUAGCAUUGAAACAAAGAGAUUCUGAUCAAUUUUUUUCAAAUCGGCAUUAUCUUAGUCAAAAUGCUAAACAUAAAAAUAAAUAUGGUUUAUUGUUAAACAAAACGUGUUGCAAUUCUUUAAAAUUAAUUGAAAAUGAUCAAAAAAAAGAUUUAUAUUUGCCAAAAAAGUUAUACCCUUCUAGUUACUGUAUUAAGCUAUGGUUAACAUUUUAUAUACCUAAUAUAAUAAGAUGGUUUGUCUAUAUGUGGAUAUUGUUUGUCAUUACAUUUGCUUUGUAUGAACUCAAUAGAGUACUUAAUAUGAUUGAGAUGGGAUUCAACACUUGGUCUAAUAUAAUACAUUCUUUUGUACAUUCUGGGGUAUGGAUUUAUAAUAAAGUUUUUUCUUAA